This is a messenger RNA of Manihot esculenta (cassava), 1593 nucleotides long. Its product is annotated as protein DNA-DAMAGE INDUCIBLE 1. The record is from RefSeq and is a predicted model, not a curated record. Gene Ontology annotation, molecular function: protein binding; aspartic-type endopeptidase activity. The transcript is spliced from 16 exons. NCBI's taxonomy places the organism in Eukaryota, Viridiplantae, Streptophyta, Magnoliopsida, Malpighiales, Euphorbiaceae. Bases 104 to 1330 code for a protein of 408 amino acids. Gene Ontology annotation, biological process: proteolysis.
AAACUCUUCUAUGCCAAGAAAACCAUGGUCCCCUAUAUAAAGACGAACAAACCAAAACUAAGUAAUAGGAGAGAAGGAGAUAGAUCCGAUUCACCAAAAAAAGAUGAGAAUCACUGUAAUGACAGCUGACGAACACAUCAUAUCUCUAGAUGUGGAUCCCCAUGAAUCUGUUGAGAACGUGAAAGCUCUUCUUGAAGUGGAGACACAGGUGCCACUGCAGCAGCAGCAGCUGCUGUAUAAUGGGAGAGAAAUGAGGAAUAAUGAGAAAUUGAGUGCAUUGGGCGUUAAGGAUGAGGAUUUAAUGAUGAUGGUCUCCAGUGCUGCACACAGAGCUCCUGCAAAUGAUUUGAGCUUCAAUCCUGAUGGGUCUGCUGUGAAUCCUGAGGCUUUCCAACAACAUAUUCGGCAUGAUUCUAAUUUGAUGGCCCAACUAUUUCAGACUGAUCCAGAACUUGCACAAGUUCUUCUUGGCAAUGACCUCAGCAAACUGCAGGAGCUCUUGCGGCAACGGCAUCGCCAGAAAUCUGAAUUGCAGCGCCAACAAGAGGAGGAACUAGCUCUUCUUGAUGCAGAUCCUUUUGAUGUUGAGGCACAGAAGAAAAUUGAAGCUGCCAUUCGCCAGAAAGGAAUUGAUGAGAACUGGGCAGCUGCAUUGGAAUACAACCCUGAAGCUUUUGCUAGGGUGGUUAUGUUGUACGUUGACAUGGAAGUUAAUGGCGUCCCUUUAAAGGCAUUUGUUGAUAGUGGUGCUCAGUCGACAAUAAUAUCGAAAAGCUGUGCUGAACGAUGUGGAUUGCUGAGGCUUUUGGAUCAACGAUAUAGAGGGAUUGCUCGUGGAGUGGGUCAAUCUGAGAUAUUGGGACGGAUACAUGUAGCUCCAAUAAAGAUUGGGAACAUAUUUUAUCCUUGCUCCUUCCUAGUGCUGGAUUCUCCCAACAUGGAAUUUCUUUUCGGGCUCGAUAUGCUGAGAAAGCACCAGUGCAUUAUUGAUUUGAAGGAGAAUGUUUUGAGAGUUGGGGGUGGAGAAGUUUCUGUACCAUUUUUGCAAGAAAAAGACAUUCCAUCACAUAUUCUGGAUGAAGAGAACCUUGCCAAAGAAGCAUCCAGCUCAGUAAACCCAGGGAUAUCAGGAGCAAUGGAUAAGAAGAGCAAUGUACCUGCAGGUCAAUCUUCUGGAGUUGCACGUGGCAAUGCAACACAGGGACCUGAGUUUGAAGCCAAGGUUGUAAAGCUCGUUGAGUUAGGAUUUGGAAGGGAUGCCGUGAUACAAGCUCUUAAAUUAUUUGAUGGGAAUGAAGAACAAGCUGCUGGAUUCCUUUUUGGUGGUUGAAGACAACUCCUCAUGUAUUCUUUAGUUUCUCAUUCAUUGUGGGGAAAAAUAUUGAUCUCAGUAAUUUAAUGACAGCUUUACAAAUUCAGAAGGAAGAAAAGAAAGGUUUUCAGAAAGAAAAGGACAAUUUGCUUCCACAAACUAGUUUUGCAAUUCAAUGGAAAGUAAAUUUAACAGUUACUGAUUUUCUUUCCUUAUUUAUUUCAACUUAACCAUGGAAAAGACAUCUGAUGGUGUUUAUUGGCAUUUCUAUUUUCCCGAUA